AUGUUCCCUCAUCAAGUGCCGGACCGAUAUCGGGAGUUGAUGAGAGUAGCAAGACAAUGGUGGCAGCUUAAACUUCUGAAAUGGAAUGGACUCGGUCACGACAGGAGGGACCCGAAAGAUGGGGAUCUGGCACUUUUCUGCCCUGCAUGUCCACAACCGGGCAUCAACGUCACAAUACCAGCCGAACCCAAUGACACGAGACCCGGAUGGCUUUACACCCGGUCAUUGGUGAUGGACGGCAAUUUCAAAGCCGAGCAUCUGCAUCCUGUGCACCUGGAUGAUGAAGUAUGGCUUACUGACGGCCGAUGCUUCAUGGUGGCCAGGGAGAGAUACCAGGCCCAUCUCGCUCUCGCCAAGGAUUCGGCCCAGAGGUCGGAAUGCAACAACCAUAGAGCAGUCAACCAGGCCAACGUGUCUAGGCAAAAGCUGGAAGCCACAGGAAUUGGGGGAUGUGCAUGCGCCAGGCACGGGUGCUUCGUACCCAAUUCAAUGGUGGAUUUUCAAAAGGGUGAAAGACAGAUGAACAUGGACUAUGCGCUAUGCAACACUCUGGGUCACAACACAGAUGGACUGCGCCAGGCAUUGACGUUCUAUGACAUCAAUUGCCAGUAUAACAAGCAUCUCUGGCGACGGGUUGACAAGAGCCUCCAUCUAACCAUUCCAAAAGGAAUGGCCAUCACCCCGGGGAUCGGGCUAUGGCACAUUCAUGGCCACCAGGAAAAGUGUUUUGUGCGUUAUGCAUCGAACUUCAUCCCGGUUGCAGCCCAAAUAGAUGGGGAGAUAAUGGAGACUCUGUGGGCAAAUCUCAACAUAAUCUCCCCAUCAGCCCGGGGCAUGUCAACUCCCCACCAACAGGAAUGCCUUGACUAUCAGAUGAACGACUGCAAUUUCAUGAAGAUGAUUUGCAUGGGGUUGUUCUUGAGCCGGAAAUACAAAGAGGCCAAACAAGGCCUGGCCGAAAGCAGUCGGGCAUUUGAUGCUCUGAACAAUGCAGCAGAGCCUGAAAUGGUCAACCGAUGGGAGGUUCAAGAGAGAGAAGCCCAAUCUCUCCGAAUAGAUGACCCGUCUGCCCUUGAUAUAUACGACGUCUGGAUGCAAAAAGCGCGAUCUCGGAAGGAGGUAGAGCUGAACUUAUUACAGAAGUCCUUCCAUCGCCCAGGAGAAAGACCUUGGCUAGGAGCGGCCACGUGGCUUGCCUCUGGCAUUACGAUUGAGGAGAUGCAGAUAGCCCUGGCAAUGGAGAUAUGGAAGAUGGGCAGGCAUCCCACCGAGACUCAAAUGCUGCAGAUAAGCCAUCGCCGGCUAAGGCUGCAACACUCUAUUGACGAGUUCAUCGCAGGAGCAGACAGGUAUCUCGGGGAGGAAUACAAUGAGGAUGAUUGCAUCCCUGACAUGGAUAUUGAUUUCAUGGAUGAUGGACAUGGUUCCGGCUGGGAUGAUUCGGAAGAUGAUUCGGCACCAGAAGGACAUUGCCCGCAGGUUUUGUUUCGACCCGAACUAGUUACGGUCCCUCUCCCAUCCAACUUGGGUCUGGAUAGGUGCGAGGAGUUGGGCAUAGGCAGUCUGGUCAGACAAGAGAUCACCCUCAGGGAGGGACAGGCCAACGACAUGCUGCACACGAUCAGAGUCCACCUAGCUGACAAGGCCAUUCUGUUCAGGACCACCGUCCAGCCGGCAAAGUCUCAAGUUGCCACCACCCGGGCUUGGUUGCAGGUCCAUUUGGUGGAACGGGUCAUCAGUCUCAACAGCACAAUAUACAAGAAAUGCAGAGCACAGCUGUCAAAUCUUGGGGCGGUUCAGCUGCUAGAUAAGUACCGGGAGUUGGUGAAAAACGACCUGAAGGCCACCUCAGCUGUCGCUGAUCCAAACGCUCGAGGUCAGAGGAAUUCCACCCUCCCGUGGUUUUGGUCUCUAGAUGUUCAAGGCGAUUCGGUCAACAAUGACUGGAUGAAUGAAUUCAUGUCAUCAACCACACCCCCCGCAUAUGUAAAUAAAUCCGCACGUGUCGUCAUCUCCAUGUGGGAUUUGGCAAAGAUCUUUGAAUACGCCACCUGCCGCUUUACCUCCAUCCACUUGGCCCUGGACAAAAGUGAAGUAUCUCGGACCGUCAUGUUCCGAAAACUCUUCGUCCAGCACCUCGUUUGGGAGGCCAAUAGAUUUGUAUUCCCCUUCAUCAACAUUUGCGCCCUUAUCAAUACAGCCCCGGCCCUGCCUGAGUAUCUGAACGACAUUGUGAAGAUGCUUACAGAAUGGCAGGUUCUGGACCCACAACAUGAAUAUCCCAGGAGACGUCAUGGCCCGCUACUGGAUGAUGCCCACCGCAUCUCGCUGGAAGAAGUCAAGGAUUUAUGCUUGGCCCACAUGGACCAGAUGCCGGCAGGAUAUUUGCUCAUACCAGACAUGAAGAGACACAAGGGGGGCACGGAUCCUCUGCUCAACAAUCUCUGGGUCAUCAAAGAUGAUCUUCAGCAAUUAGGGACACAGCUUGAUAGCUGGCUUUCCGCGAAGGUUGACAAGGGUAGAGGGGCUUUGGAGGCGAUGGCCCGGAUGGAGGGUCCAGUAGAUGGCCUCCACGAUGCCAUGGCUGCCUCUCAAAGACUCUUGGGCACUGGAGGAAGGGAGGAUGAAGAGUGA
Molecule: messenger RNA, 2634 nt
Organism: Suillus subalutaceus
Lineage: Eukaryota; Fungi; Basidiomycota; Agaricomycetes; Boletales; Suillaceae
Exons: 10
Coding region: 1-2634 (877 amino acids)
Source: RefSeq, a predicted model, not a curated record